Molecule: messenger RNA, 704 nt
Organism: Medioppia subpectinata
Lineage: Eukaryota; Metazoa; Arthropoda; Arachnida; Sarcoptiformes; Oppiidae
Source: the annotation of a GenBank genome assembly
CUUGCAAUCAUUUGCUUUUGAUUUGAUUUGUGUUUUGUUUAGUGUUUUAAUUGACAAUUGAUUUCAAUAUUUAGUGUUUGUUUUGAUUGACUGAAUGUUUGGUUAUUAUUGUUAUGGAAAGCGUUUCACUGAAUCUGGAUUUGGAUAACAAUGAAGAGGACGACGACAUCGACGACAGACAUAAAGAGAUCCAGGGCUUGUUGUCCAACGCUUUCGAUGACAUCAGUUCAUUGAGCGAAGAAGAGGGCGAAUAUAGUCUCGAGUUUAAGAAGUUUACGAUCGAUGAGGAAAAUGAGACACAGAAUGCGAGAACUGAUGCAAUCAAGCCGUGGAACCAAUACACCAAUGGCUUGACGUCAACGCCUCGUCUUCACAACCAAUUGUACAACAAUUAUGACAACAAUUUAUGGCUAAAGACAUCGAAACCUCGUCUUAAUGUGAGUGACAUUCUUGAAGGCGAAGAAGAGGAGGAAGAGAAUGAAGGAGAUGUCGAGGACAACGACAAUGACAAUCAUUUCUGUGCCGACACUGCGAACCACAAAAUGAAUGGUCAUUUUGAUAGCAAAAGUAGUUUAGAAAACGCCAGAACUGACCAAUUGUUUGGAACCAAUGAAAGAUCUUUUAGUCAAAAACACGUCCAGUUAUUGAUCGAAGAAAAUCAAAGGCUUAGCAAUGAAUUGAUUGUUUCGCAACAAAAGUUGUCC